Messenger RNA from Oryzias latipes (Japanese medaka), 1336 nucleotides. RefSeq names its product poly (ADP-ribose) polymerase family, member 16 (gene parp16). NCBI's taxonomy places the organism in Eukaryota, Metazoa, Chordata, Actinopteri, Beloniformes, Adrianichthyidae. Gene Ontology annotation, molecular function: NAD+ poly-ADP-ribosyltransferase activity. The record is from RefSeq and is a predicted model, not a curated record.
AAGUCUCGCAGACCAUUUAGGUUGGUCUGACAGUUUUUGUCGAACGUGAAGGCAACACUUUCAAAGCUAACAGCGUUAGCAUUAGCUGCAGUGCUAUGAGUUGAGCUAGACUAAAGUGUUGGGAAUGCAGCCACCACUGCCACCUGAAGCAGUCAGAGAGCUGGUGAGCUCCUGUCUGCACAGAGAUCCGGUCGCAGCAGAUCUGCGCUGCAGCCUGUUUGUUGCUGCGGCACAAAACUACAAGAGGGACUCUCUGCUCAGGCCUUUUCCUCUUCGCUACAUCAGCGGUGACAACAAGGACUUUGAGGAGCUGUUGAGGGAUGUGAACUCACUGCCUGGCGUGAGGGAUCUGGUGAGACUUCCGCCUGGCGAAGGAGAGCAUCACCUGGCUCUCACUCACUGGAUUCUGUCCUCAAAAAGCUUUGCUGUAAAGACGCUUCAAAAGGAAGAGUACGCCAAACUGUGUAACCUGACGGAAAGCGAAGGGAUUUCUGCUCCUGCGCCCGACUUCCUCUUUGAGUUGGAGUACUCUGAUCCCAUGAACGUCAGGUUUGAAAGGACAAGAGACGGACGAGACGUCUUCUAUGCAUUCCACGGGAGCCGCUUGGAGAACUUUCACUCAAUUAUCCAUAACGGCCUCCACUGUCAUCUCAACAAGAACUCUGUUUUUGGAGAGGGGACCUACCUCACCAGUGACCUCAGCAUGGCUCUUCUCUACAGUCCUCAUAGCAGCGCCUGGCGAGAAAGCCUCCUCGGCCCGCUGCUCAGCUGCGUGGCCUUGUGUGAAAUCAUCGACCAUCCGGAUGUAAAGUGCCAGGUGAAGAAAAAGGACUCAGAAAUCUUAGACAGGCAGCGGUCACGAGCAAGGAACAGCGAAGGAGGGGAUGUGCCGCAGAAAUACUUUAUUGUCACCAACAAUCAGCUCCUGAGAGUCAAGUACCUGCUCGUUUACUCUCAGAAGAGGCACCUUUCCAGGCGUUCCCGCAGCAGCUCGUGGUUUCUUAGGCACCACUUUGCCAUCAUGAUGAGUCUCUACCUUCUGCUGCUCGUAUUCAUCGGUGCCUUCAACUCUCCCACCUUCGUGUCCUUUUGGCACAGACUGUUCAGGUGACGGGACACCAGGAGAGCCGGCCCGCCGUGCCUUUCUGAUUGAGUCUGACCCGAGGCCAGAAGAAACACUGUUUUACGCACCUUUCUACUACUUUCUGCAGCUCCAGAACAUUUUCUUCUUUUAAUCAAUAGUUCAAAUUUCUGUUUCUCCAAAAAUACACAUCUUUUUAAAAACCAUGUAUGUUCUGUAUUCAUUUCAUUCAAAUAAAAUCUUAGUGCAAUGGUU